GAAUAAGUAACCAAAUAAUUCCAAUCUCAGCUAAAAUAUAUUUUGAGAUGCUUUAUUUUAAACUUGUUCCUUUGCUAAAAAGCAUCCUCCCGAUACUUAUGAGCUUUGGUAUAAAAGUAUAUUUUAGAGAAAACGUCUUAAAUAAUCUCAUUCUUUAUACUAAAUCUAACGAUAACACAUUUUAAAGUGGAUUGAUAAUGGCUUCAAUGAUAUCAAUAUGCCAAUACUUAAUGACUGCUUUCUUAAGCUUUGGAGAUUUUCUUUAGCUUAUAGAAGGAUCUAAAAUGAUUCAAAACCUUCAAAAAAGAAUUCUAAAAAAGAGUAUUAAAGUGAACUUAUCAUCUUAAUAGAAAUUUACUCGUUCAAGAAUAAGCUAGAUGAUUAAUCAAGAGUGUAAAAAAUUUGAUGUCUACUAUCUUAACUUAGCUUUUGUCAUUGUUAUACCCAUUUAAAUACUUCACUCAAUCUAUAUACUAUACAAAAAUUUAGGGUGGUAUUGGAUUGUAGUAGCUUCUUCUUAGUUAAUAGUCUUUGUUAUAAGCUUUUAACUUAGUAAAUAUAACUUGAUUUAUCGUAAAAAGGGAUAAGAGUAAACUCAUUUAAGAGCUAGCUUAGUACAGAGUACUAGUGAAAGCAUGAGAUUGAUAAAAGGCUAAAAUUAUGAGGAUGUCUUUUACAAUAAGUUAGAUCAGAUAAGAGAAAAAGAACUCUUUUUUAUAGAUCGAAUGGCUGAAAUGAUAAACAUAAAGCACUAUCUUGUAAAAUUCUCACAACCCAUUACUAUGACUGUUAUUUUGCUUUAUUAUAUUUUUAUAGAUGUUUAAACUAUUGAUAUAGCUAUAAUCUUUGCUCUUGAAUAAUCUUUUUGGGCUGUCAGAUAAGGACUCGGACAAUUUCCUAAAUUUUUAUCUUCUUUUUAAGAUCAAACAAUCAUUUUGUAAUAGAUUCAGGAAUUUCUAAAUAUAAAAGAAUUAGACAAGUCUUAAAUCUCUUAAGAUUCAUAAAAGAUAUUUAUAAAAACUACAACAAAUAAGUAAGAUCUCAAAACUAAAUAAUUAGAAGAUUCAUCAGAUAAUAUAUUAACUGCAACCAGUUUAAUACCAAAAUAUAAGGAUGGAGUUUAACUUGAUAUAGAUAUUAAAUUAGGUGAUAUAAUUGUAAUUAAGGGACCUACAGGAUCAGGUAAAAGCUAUUUGCUAAAAUGUCUUUUGGGAGAAUUUGGAGGCACUAUUCAUAGUGAAAGAAAAAUAUCUUAUGUAGGUCAGGAUAAUUGGCUUUAAAAUAAAUCAAUUAAAGAAAAUAUUAUUCUUGAUAAAGAAUAUGAUUAGGAUUUGUUUGAUUUCGUUGUGAAGUGUUUUGAGUUAGAUAAAGAUUUCUAAGACUUUGAUUAUGUUAUCACCUCUAGUGUUGAUAACAUCAGCGGAGGAUAAAAGCAAAGAAUUAAUCUAGCACGUGCUUUUUACGCCAACAACUCAAAUCUAGUUUUGCUUGAUGAUAGCUUCUGCUCUCUAGAUAAAAAAGUCAUGAAGCAAAUAAUCACUAACAUUUUAAUGUAUUUUAAACCAAACAAAAAUAUCGUUUUUACUAUCAAUGAAAAUGAACUUAUUGAGAAUUGUGCAGACAUUUUAAUUGAAAUAUCUUAGGAUCACUAAAUAUUAUAAAUAAAAAGAAAAAAUGAUAAGCAAUAAAACGUAUUUGUUGAUGAUAAACUCAUUUAAAAAGAUAUUAAAAGUCUUAAAAAACCAAUCGGAAAAAGAUUCAUAGAGUUUAAAUUGGAAAAUGCAAAACUCUUAAAUAUUGACAAGAAAGCAAAUAAGCAAGAAUAAGGAUUUUCAUUGUUUAUAACUUGCUUUAAAAAAUAUGUAACCAUAGAUAAAAUUAUAGGAGUUUAUUUAGUGCUAGCUUUAGUUUCUAUAUCUCUUUAUAGUUUGUUUUAUUUCGGAUAACAGUAUGUGCUUAUGAAUUGGAAUAUACUUUCAAUAUCAUAAAAUAUAAAGAUUCUACUAUACCUUGUCUUUUGCUAUAUGGAUAACAUAGUGCAGGGGUUUAGAAUAUAUUUCUCAAAGAAGCAAGGGUUAUAUGCUUCAAAGCGAAUUCAUAAACUAACCAGCUCAACUUUGCUUAACGCAGACUAUUAGCUUUACUUAGAAGAAACAAUAACUCCUCACAAAUUUUAAGAUUUAUUAACAACUUAAAUUUAGGGGAUCGACUUCGAUUUAUCUACAGAAAUGACAAGAAUCUUUUAUGCAUCGUUUUAAAUUAUAAAUGCAAUUUGUUUAACACUAUGGGGAAGCUUGAAUGAUCCAAUUACUUUGAUUGGAAUAGGUUUAUUUUUAAAUUAAGGAAUUAAAAUGGCAAAAUAAAGAAUUAGCAAUUCUUAAUAAAUUCAAAUGAAAAUAAAAGAGACAAACCAACCAAUAAUAGGAUACGUAAAUGAAUGUCUUUCUGGGCUAGAAUAUAUCAGAAUUUAUGAUUUAGAAUCUUAUAUUUUAGAUUAAUUUAAACAUUUGCAAUAGAAAAGUAUAAUUUGGGCUUAGCUAGCUUAUAAGAAUGCUUUUGUUAAUGAUUUAAAAUUUUCCACAUUUACUUUCAUUCUUAACUUUGUUUCUCUCCUCUCAUGCUUGAUAGGAAGUAAUCCUCUAGCAUCUCUUCCAAAAGCUACAUCCAAUUCAUAAAUUGAUUACAAUACAAUGCAAGCAGUUAAAUGUUUUAAUAAUAUCUUUGUCUAAUUGAUAUCUUUCCAAUACGUAGUAGAUUUCCUUUAAAAAAUUUAAGAAUUCAAUUCCAUUGAAUAAAGCUAACAAAAUCAGAAGGCAGAAAAAUAAGUGAAGAAGAUAGAGGGAGAAAUAAAAUUCAUUAACUAUUCAGCCUAUUACUCUUCUGAAAAAGACCAAAAUAAAGCAGCCUUAAAGAAUAUUAACUUAGAAAUAAGUAAAGGAUAAAAAGUAUGUGUGGUUGGUAGAACUGGUUCUGGAAAAACUUCUCUCACUUUAUCUAUUUUGAACCUUAUUCACUAUAAAGAUGGAGAAAUCUAAUUUGAUGGGAAAAAAAUAGAUGGAAAAACUAUCAGAGACAAUAUAUCAGCUAUUUAGCAAGAAAAUAUAGUCAUGAAAGGAACACUUAAAGAAAACAUUGACACAUUUAAUUUAUUUUCUUCUGAAGAAGAUUUGUGGAAAAAAAUACUUUAAUUAAAUUUAUCUUAAAUACUAGAAUAAAAUUAACUCAUUCUGUCAAUGAAGAUUGAAGAAUAAGGUAAGAAUCUUAGUGCUGGAUAAAAGUAAAUAGUUUCUUUAGUGAGAGCGUUAAUCUAGGAUAAAAAUAUUAUUCUGUUUGAUGAAGCUAAUUCAAAUCUAGAUGAGCAAAAUGAAAAUCUGAUGUAAGAUAUCCUUUUAGGAAGAAACUCUACUAUGAUAUUUAUAGCUCAUAAAAUAAAACAUGUAAGCAAGUUUGACAGAAUAAUAUAUUUAGAAAAUGGUUAGAUAACUGAAGAUGGUUCACCAAAAAGUUUGCUUUCUAAUUAAAAUUCUAAGUUUUUUAAAUUGUAUAAUUCAUAAUCUUGAAAAACUAUUGUAUUAUGUAUCAAUAAAUUAUCUCAUUUAUGCGUUUAGUUUUUAAAAUAAUUAUUUAUUCUUCAUUUUCA
This is a messenger RNA of Tetrahymena thermophila SB210, 3640 nucleotides long. RefSeq names its product ATP-binding ABC transporter. Gene Ontology annotation, cellular component: membrane. The record is from RefSeq and is a predicted model, not a curated record. Gene Ontology annotation, biological process: transmembrane transport. Lineage: Eukaryota; Ciliophora; Oligohymenophorea; Hymenostomatida; Tetrahymenidae. Gene Ontology annotation, molecular function: ATP binding; ABC-type transporter activity; ATP hydrolysis activity. The transcript is spliced from 5 exons.